AUGGCCUCGACAUUUGAUGAUACAGUAUUAGACUUUGAUUUAAAUUUUCUACAACAGCCAACUAGUAUUGUGAAUGAUUGCAAAUUUGAUAAACAAAGAAAAGCUGUUUUAAUUGCAAAAAAGAAGACAGUUGCCACAGAUUCUUUAAUAAGAAAAUAUUAUGCAAAAAAUGAGAAAUUAGAACAAACCGAGGUUCUUCUUUUGGCUGCUAAGGAAGAAUGUAAACAAGUUUGUAUUGAUUAUAAAGAAACAUUAGAAAGAUGUUCACAACUGGAAAAAGAUGUCCAAUUACUUAAAACAACAAACAAAGAGUUAGAGGAUAGCAGUAUUAUAUCAAAAACUCAGUGUGAAGCGUUAAAAUCUCAUGCCCAUCAACUUCAGGUUCUGGUUAAGGAGCAUGAAACAGUUAUUGAAGGUUUAAAAAUUGAGAAUCAUUUAAACAAAAAUAAUGGAAAGGGUUAUGAAAAGAAGUUGUCAGAUCUUCAAAAAGAGAAUGAAACAAUCCUUAAACAUUUAUGUCUUGUCAAAGAUAUAGUGUUUGGCAAAAAAAAAUUAAAAAGAAGUCAUAAGUUGUUGUUACAAAAGUAUGAUAAAAUAAAAAGCAAAAUUGAUGUGGAAGACUCUUCAGAGGAAAGCGCUGAGGAAAAUGAUUUCUUCAAUAGUUUACCACCCUCACCCAUGUCAGUACAAGAUAUCGCAGAAAAUAAAAAAGAGAUUGUAUUGAACUUAAAUGAAAAAGUUAACAUUGAUAAAAAAGUUAUUGAAGAUCAUGAAUCCGAUUAUAGUAAUGAGGUAGUAAGUGAAGACACUGGCCGAGGUUCAUCCCUAGCAUUUUCAGAUGGAGAGAAGUGCUACAAUAGUCCCGAUUAUUGCCAUGCUGAUAGUCCAUUUACUACAGAUACCAGUAAGGUUAAAGGAAGAAAAAUAUACAUUGAUGUUGGUACAAGUCCCUUGCAUAGAGAGUUAGUACACAUUGCAACAAGUCCAGUUAUGUUUGAUGACGAAGUUUUUAUAUGCAAUAACAGAAAUAAAGAAGUUCAAAAUGAAUCAAGCAAACUUGAAUAUAUUAUUAAUGAAAUUCCUCUUAGUUCUGAUAUUGUUACAAUUAAAGAAAAAAAGAAAAUGGUUGAUGCUGCUACAAGCCCAAUGCAAUGUGUUGAUAAAAUUAAUGUAUCUACAAGCCCUGUAAUGUUUAAUGAAGUUAAUAUAGCAAUAAGUGAUAAUUUAGAAAAUCAUGUAAUUUCAUCUAAAGUUUUAGAAAAAGUUCAUGCUUCAACAAGUCCUUUGUUAUUUGAAGGAAUUGAUCUUAGCAAUAAUAGUGAGGUAAAUUCAAAAGAGCUUUCAAUGCAAAAUAUCAUUAGUGUUAGUGACAAAAGUAUGAUACAUAAAAGUAGUUCAUAUGAAACAUCACAUGAAGUUAGAGAAAAUCCAAUAAAUAAUAUAGAACCAGCUAUUCAUAUUCAGGACUUAACAAGUCAGUGUGAAAUAGAAUUUAGUGGUAAAACAUCAUCAGUUGAAGAGAAGAAGUGCUUGGAAAGAAACAAUAGUAACAAUAUAUACAAUGAAACUGUUGAUGAUGGAGAAAUUGAAUUGAUAUUAAAUUCGAUGCGUUUUACUGAAAGGCUGAUAACUCCAAUUCCAAAGACACCUGUUAAAUUAAUUAAGAAAAAAUGUAGACAAGUAAUAUCUCCUAUAUUAGAAAAUACUGCACCUUCAAAGGAACAUAUGGUUUGCAUUGAUGCAUUAAAAUUAAAAGAAGAAAACAGAGUUCUAAAAAGUAGUAUAUCUGAUCUUAGUAAGGAAAUUAUAAAUAUUAAACAAAUAUUAAAAAAUCGAAUGUUGAUGCCCGAAUCACCUAAAAAACAAGAAAAUGGUAAGACCAAGGCAUUGAUGGCUGAUUUAUUUGAUGAUUCUAGUCAAGAAAAAAUAAUUUUAAGUGUUGAUAUUGAAACUUAUAGUGAUAAAGAGAAAAUUUGUGAAAAUGUAUCCUCCAGUGAAAACCUUUAUAAAGAAUCUACACCACCUAGGGUUUGUGAAGAAGGUAAUAUAAUGCAAAAUGUUGCAGUAUUAAAUGAGCAAGAUUUACAAAUAACUCAUAUGGAAUCAUUAGACAAUCAUAUAUUAUUACCUGAAAAUAACAUUUCAAGAGAUAACUCGCCUUCCAAAGAUGGCACUGAUAUAAUAUUAGAUUUGGAAAUGGAUACUAAAACAGCUAAAGAAGAUCAUUUAACAAAGCGCAAAACAUGUGAAGAAAUUAUAAACUAUGUAAAUAGGGAUAAAGAAAUUAAUUCGCAAGAACAUGACAAUAACGAUUUUAGUGACACUGAAGUUGUGAAUGAUGGUAAAAGAAAAAGAAAGGCGCAUAGUCAUAAAUUAAGCAGGCUUGAAAAGUUCAGAAAAAAAUUAUUACCAAAAAGUAAAAUUGCUAGUACUAAAGCUCCAAUUAAAAAAUUACGUGCAAAAUCUAAGAUGCCAGCAUCAACAACAAAUCAGCUACAUCAGAAUAUGAAUGGAUUGUGCAAUUCAAAAGCACCUUUAGACAACCAAACCGCAUAUGAAAAAGCAGUAAAUGUUAUGAAAGAGUUGAAACUAAAAGAAAAAAAUAAGGACCAUGAAAUUAAGAAAACAAAGGCAAUAGAAAGAAAAACAUCUGAAAGUGAAUCUAAUGAAGCCUUGAAUUCUAAGAAAGACAAUACACUUAAUAAUGCUGUCAAACAACCUGUUGUUUGUUUGUCACAGUUAAAUUUAGAUGAAAUGAUGAAUAAAAGUGGUAGUGAUCAUGACUUAAGUGAUUCAGAAAUAAUUCAUUAUGUUGUCGAAAUAGUUGAUUCGCCCACUAAGAAUUAUAUGACAAGGAGUCGUAGUAAAAUUAGCGACCAAGAUUCUAUUCUAUCGAGCAGAAAAUCAAGCACAGAAUCUAUUUCGAAGGCUACAGAUGAAAAUUAUAAUGUAUGUGACAGAACACCGCCAAGGAAAAGAUUAAAGCGCACGUCAUCGGGGGAUACCACCGAAGUAUCUUGCAAGAGGGUGCUACGAAGUACAAGCAUACGAGAAAUGCUAAACAAUCAUGCCAGUAAAGAAUCAAAUCCAGAUAUCCCUUGCAAUGGUUCUCCCGAAUAUAUACAUAAACUACCUCAGAAGCGGAAGUCAGUUGAUUCUGAAGCUACACAAAAAAAUUGUCCUAGUAAAAAUUUAAGUAAAAUGUUUCCAAAAUCGAAUGAACCUUUCUCCCAAUAUGAUCUCAAUGAAGAAUUAGAGGAUUCACAUGUUGAUGAAACUGUUGGUCCAGAAAACCAUCUAAAAUAUAGCAUACUUUGCAAAAUGAUAGAUAAAUAUGGGAAAGCUAGAACUAAAUUUAAUGCUAAAAAAGUUCCUGAUAAUAUAGCAAAUUCUAUAUGUAAAAAGUUAGAAGAUAGUAUAGCACAUAUAAUAGAAUUGCCAGCAGAGAAAGCUAAGAUAGCGAUGGGUAAGCUUGUAGAAGAUAUUCAGCAGAAUUGGAAUUUGAAAAACUUCCUCACUGGAUUCCUCAAGUACCUAAAGGACCCGGCGAGGAAAACGGAAUUAUAUAACAAAGUUAGUUCGCCGCCCGCGCCCCCUAUGACCAAGUCUGAACAAGUUGUCCUAUACAUUAUUAAGCACUUGAGUACAUCUGUACCAGAUAUCGUCAAUAUUAUAUUGACUCAAAUGGAAUUCACUCUAUUUCAAUUGAAUAAGAGCCCCGAGUUUGAUGUCAUAGAGAGUUUGUCGCAUGUGUACGCUCUAAUAUGUCGAUACUUUGGAUUGAAAAUGCGUCUCCGUCUGUUUAUACUGGACGCUAUGUAUUGUUUAUCAUUUAAAGUGGUCCCACUGAUAAAGCAAUGUUUAGAUGUAUGGAUGCAUAUUUUGCCCUUAGCUCAUAUGGGAAUUGCUAAAAGUCCAUUAGUGACAUGUUUAGUGUAUCUCCUGCACUUCUACAAAUGUGAGGACCGGUACAACAGGGUGCAAGACAUAAGAUUCAUACUCAACAGAAAAUAUUUUUAUCAAAUAACAGAUUGGAAUGAACCUAAAAUAUUGGAAUUGUUUAAGACAUCCAUCAAAGAAGUUAGAGAAAUUCCAGCAGAGAAAAAGAUGUUAAGAAUGGCACUAAUCAUUCUGGCAAAGAGGCAAGGGCCGAAUUGGUGUCAGAAAAAUAUUGUAAAGAAAAUGCUAAUGCCAUUCAUAGAACAAGAGGAUGUACCACUCAGAAUUAAACAGUUCAGCGUGGAAAUGCUGGGACCGCUGCUGAAGCCGUAUCCAGUAGACAUGAAAGUGCACUGUGAAAUAGUGGUUAAUAAUCUCUUGGAUAUGGUGGAACAAAAUCCGCCAGAUUCACUUAAGGAGUCUAUUUUCACGAGUCUUAUAUAUAUGAGUAAACACAAUCAAAACCGUGUGAUGCAAGCAUUGCUCUCAUGGACGCCUAAACAAGUUACGCCUGAAUUUGAACAGCUUUUAAAAGAUUUUGUUCAAGAAAAACCACUAAAAGCAUGGAAAGGGAUUCUAUCUAGAGUCACAUUU
Brenthis ino (lesser marbled fritillary) is the source of this 4533-nucleotide messenger RNA. The record is from the annotation of a GenBank genome assembly. NCBI's taxonomy places the organism in Eukaryota, Metazoa, Arthropoda, Insecta, Lepidoptera, Nymphalidae.